AUGUCUUCCAAGCACUUGUUGCUCUUGGUCCUCAGCUUGGUGGCUCUCACUUCCGUGGCCCUAGCCGAAUACGCCAAGCCACCUGAGCACGGCAAGCACAAGCAACACCACCAUGGGGCCAUGCCGCCCACUUGGGCGCCACACCACGGGCACAUGCCUCACCAUAGGCCUGGCGCCCCAAGGCUGAUGCCUGAGAUGCUUUUGGAGAAGCCGGGCUUCGAGCACAAGCCGUUCCAAGGCCACCACCACCCACCGGCCCAUGCCCCCUUCCCGCAUCACGGUCACCACGCAGCUCAUGCGCCGUUCCCGCACCACGGCCACCACCACGGAGCGCACCCACCGAUGGAGAGCGGCAAGGGCCACCACAAGCCCCACAUGCCGCGUGCGCCAGCUCCGGGUCAUCCCUUCUGA
This is a messenger RNA of Syzygium oleosum, 411 nucleotides long. RefSeq lists its product as uncharacterized. The transcript has a single exon. NCBI's taxonomy places the organism in Eukaryota, Viridiplantae, Streptophyta, Magnoliopsida, Myrtales, Myrtaceae. The record is from RefSeq and is a predicted model, not a curated record. The coding region runs from base 1 to 411 and encodes 136 amino acids.